Molecule: messenger RNA, 10644 nt
Organism: Lymnaea stagnalis (great pond snail)
Lineage: Eukaryota; Metazoa; Mollusca; Gastropoda; Lymnaeidae
Source: the annotation of a GenBank genome assembly
UUUCAUUUCCUAACUGCAGCAAUCGCGAGUCUAUCGCAUAGAUAAAACAGUCCAAUAAAUACUAGGCCAGUAGAGCAGUGUAUCUCUCAUUGCGUGUUACAUACUAGGCAACUAAUGCAAAGCUUCUCAUAGUGUCAUAGGACUACAGCAAAAUGUGGGCAGGACUCAUAGUACGAGGUAAGACAAGCCAAGGGUUUCUCAUCUUUUUAAUACCACCUAAAUGAUACGUAAGUCAGGGUGGGAACGAGAACUGCGAUUGGGGCGAAACAUCAAAGUACCAUCACAUCGUCCGAAGCGAAACAUCAAAGUACCACCAAACCGUCCGGGGCGAAGCAUCAAAGUACCAUCACACCAUCCUGGGCGAAGCAUCAAAGUACCAUCACACCGUCCAGGGCGAAACAUCAAAGUACCAUGACACCGUCCGGGGCGAAGCAUCAAAGUACCAUGACACCGUCCGGGGCGAAGCAUCAAAGUACCAUCACACCGUCCGGGGCGAAGUAUCAAAGUACCACCACACCAUCCGGGGCGAAACAUCAAAGUACCAUCACACCGUCCGGGGCGAAGCAUCAAAGUACCAUCACACCGUCCGGGGUGAAACAUCAAAGUACCAUCACACCGUCCGGGGCGAAGCAUCAAAGUACCAUCACACCGUCCGGGGCGAAGCAUCAAAGUACCAUCACACCGUCCGGGGCGAAACAUCAAAAUACCAUCACAUCGUCCGGGGCGAAACAUCAAAGUACCAUCACACCGUCCGGGGCGAAGCAUCAAAGUACCAUCACACCAUCCGGGGUGAAGCAUCAAAGUACCAUCACACCGUCCGGGGCGAAACAUCAAAGUACCAUCACACCGUCCGGGGCGAAGCAUCAAAGUACCAUCACACCGUCCGGGGCGAAACAUCAAAGUACCAUCACACCGUCCGGGGCGAAACAUCAAAAUACCAUCACAGCGCAUUCAUCAAUAGAUGAUGUAUCAUAUAAUCAUAUAUGAAGAUAAAUGGAUGAUAGACAAUUUUGGUGUCUCCGUUGUUGGCAGCUUUUGGCGCCCGGGGCAUAUGCCACAUUUACCAACCUCUUAUGAUCACCGCAUAGAGAAAUGCGCAGUUACUGGUUUAGUGUUUCAUUCAAACUUCUUUUACCGCAAUCGCUUUGACACCUCUGUAUUAAUAAUGAGGUUUAAAAUGUUUUUUGACUUGAUAUUUUCACAUUUUUUGAAAAGCUUCUUGUUUGAAACGAUUUCCUGUUGCUAAAAGAAGUUAUAACCGUAACGUACUUGUAUUUGUUUGAAUAUUUAAUGUUCCUUGUCCCCGGAUCAAUGUUCUAUCCGACCAGCAUCUUCCCAUAAAGAUUUUAAUCUGCUGAAAAUACUUUUCAUUUACUUGGCCGUUUCUGUUGAUCCCUGUCGUUUACUCCAGAAGGAGAUGGGACCACUUCGGGAUAGUGGUUAAUAAAUAUUGCCUUUAACCGAAACGUACUUGUUAGAAGACGUCUCUAUUUAUUUUUCCCUUGACGUUACUUUUCAGAUAAGCGUAGCAGUCUUGAGAUACUAAUGUAACCUUAGGGAACAAACUAAGCUGAGUCUAAGACUGUCUUCUUUUUACCUGAUCUAUGGGGACCUCGCUCAGAACCAGUGCACUCACGAAAUAACACGCCCUCACACGCGCUCUUUCGUUAGAAAUGGGAUAAAAUUAUGCUGUGUCGUGGUCACAGGAUUGCAAAGGAUUGUUUUCAAAUUAAAUAUUAACAUUUUGAGAAUAAAAAUAACGAUGCUUUUUAAUGCAAUAACGUAUAGGUGCGUUUUAGGAUUUAAAACAAAAAUCCUCUUAUGUUAUGUGUGAAAGAGACAGAGAUGGUCGACCUAAGUGCUGUAUUAUGUUGUAAAUAAUGCGUAUUGAAAAAUCCCUCAUAUGUGUUCUCCUGUUUUGAAGUUAUGAACGUCAACAUAAUUGUAGUUGAAAUUGUUACUCUGUUAAGUCAAGGGCGUAACCCAAUAACUACAUUUAUGUUACAGCAGUUUUGUUGUUCAGCCUGGCUCUGCUGCCGACCUCAGAAGGGGGCAACCCGUUUAGUCCAGGACCGUACACUACGGGGAGCUACACCCUGACUCCAAAAGUCGAUGGCAUUCCAUUGCACACCACAGGUACAGGGUGACUGGUCAAAGGACUUGUCACAACAUGUCACGUGCAGGUGAAAUAAUCUAGGGCGGGGGAAAGGGGUCGUCAGCUUUACCUUCACACUUGAUUAAUACAUUUUUAUUUAAUUUGAUGGCCCCCUUAGCCCAGGGGUCGGGAACCUUUUUGUCUGUGAGAGCCAUGGACACCACAUAUUUAGAAAAGUUAUUCUGUGGGAGCCAUACAUUAUGUUUAAAAAAAUUCAAGUAAAUGUGUGCAUUUUGUGUAAUUUCAACGAUAACAAUGCAAUAAUUAUGUCUCUGAAUCCUUUUAAAUAACAUUGUUAUGCUGUUGCUAAUCAAAGGAGUCUAAUGAUCUUCGAGCCAGAUGCAGCCAUCAAUGGAGCCACAUCUGGCUCGCGAGCCAUAGGUUCCCGACACCUGCCUUAGCCGCUGCCACUGCAAGGGGUACCAUAUAUUUAAUGGGCCCACUAAAUAAAACCAUCAACUUUGAAUGGAAAGGGCUCAAACCCGAAAAGUUGCUGGAGAGCCUCAUAAAGUCAGGCGACACUGUCAGCUUAGACAGUAUUUCUUAAAAUGAUUCCAAUCUGUUUGCAUUUCAGCUGAACUGUGAACGGAACAGCGGUUAUAAAAUAAUCAAUAAUCAACAAGAGAGAUAUUUUAGUCAGUGUCUGUCAAAUUAAAGUGUCUUUCUCUUCUCGAGCAUACCUUAUAUCAUUUUUUUUCUCUGAAAUAAAACAAACAGGGUAGGUGAAUACCUGAAUUAAGCCACACAGAAUAAUUAAGGUAAGACACACACGGUAGGUGAAUACCUGAGGUAAGACACACAGGGUAGGGAAAUAUCUGAAAAAAGACCCACGGAGUAGGGGAAUAACUAAAAAAAGACACACGGAGUAGGGAAAUACCUAAAAUAAGACACACAGAGUAGGGGGAUACCUAAAAUAAGACACACACCGUAGGGGAAUACCUGAAAUAAGACUAUUCAUUACAACGAACGUGUCAGCAAGAAGAGCUUCUUUUAAAUCAACAGAAACCGUGCAAAUGGGAAAAAAUACAUUAGAACAUAUCUUAUGUGGAGUCCGAGACAACGUUCAAGUGAAAGCUUUUUUUCUCUCAACUGUUUAAUAAUCCUUUCAAUGAUUAACGACGAGCUGGCAAUAGUUGACAUCUCCUUGCUGUACUUCGGGUAGGGCUCGUCAUUGUUGUUCCCCCAGUUGGGGCUAUUCAUAGCUAUAGUUCGGGUAUAGGGCUAUUCCUUGAUGUACUUCCGAUAAGGUUCGACCUGGCUGUACCCCGGGAAGGCCUAUUCUUGCUGUACUUCGGGUAGGGGUGUCACUGCUGUAACCAGGGAAGGGUGUUCCUCAAACUUGUGUCCAAAUCGACAGCCCCAAACUGUAACCUGGGCGUUAACCCCAACUUUAACCGUGCUAAACCGACCCCCCCCCCAAAAAAAAAGCAACCGCUCUCCCCCGUGAUGCUAACUGUACUCGAACGCCUACCCUCCACAGUGUAUCACCCACAGGCACAGGGCACGUUCCCGCCAAUCGUGUUCAUUGGUGGAAUGUAUGGCUACAUGUUCGCUGAGGCCUACUCCACCUUCAUGGCCGACCUGGCCAGCCACGGGUACAUCAUCCUAGGGAUAGACAGGAUUAACCCUCCUCCCCUGGCCAAGACUGGGCAAGUUACCACGGAUGACGACAGACCAUGGUCAAAUUUAGAGGUUGGAUCUGUCGAGUUGUAUCUGAACACAACCAACUGGGUGAGUGGCGGUGCACUGGUAAAAUAUGGUAAUAACAGCAUAUUGGUAAUAAUAGCAUAUUGGUAAUAACAGCAUAUUGGUAAUAAUAGCAUAUUGGUAAUAAUAGCAUAUUGGUAACAAUAGCAUAUUGGUAACAAUAGCAUAUUGGUAAUAAUAGCACUUUGGUAACAAUAACACAUUGGUAAUAAUAAUAGCACAUUGGUAAUAAUAGCAUAUUGGUAAUAACAGCAUAUUGGUAAUAACAGCACACUAGUAAAAAUAGCAUUUUUGUAAUAAUAACAUAUUGGUAAUAAAACAUAUUGCUAAUAACAGCAUGUUGGUAAUAAUAGCAUAAUGGUAAUAGCAUCAUUUAAAAAGUCUACGUGAUGAAACAAGUAACAAGCACACGAUGAAAUAGCAUGUAGGUAAUUUUUUUUAAAAAAACGUAGAAUCUCACGCAAAUAUAAAAUAGAACACUUUCUUAACAAUAUAAAAUAGUACUGAAAAGAUACACAUAUUAUAUAAAAAGGGAAAUAAUGGCGCUUUUUUAAACACCCAAAACAAGAAUUCUCCAGAAUAAAUAAACACAGAACAUUAUUAUUAUUUUGUUUUUUGUUGAAAGUACGUGUUUCAAAAUCAAAUUAAAAAAAAAAGUACCUACCAUUUUUAAUUUAUGCCUUCUGACUUGAUGGUUUAAAGAUUUUUGACGUUGUGGAAUACAGUUAGAUCUAGCCCAGUCGGAGAGCAGCACUUUUUUUAACGAAUCCCCAGUAGUUAUGCAUACAGUUAGCCAAGUCGGAGAGCAGCACUUUUUUUUAACGAAUCCCCUUUAGUUAUGCAUACAGUUAGCCAAGUCGGAGAGCAGCACUUUUUUUAACGAAUCCCCUUUAGUUAUGCAUACAGUUAGCCAAGUCGGAGAGCAGCACUUUUUUUAACGAAUCCCCAGUAGUUAAUCAAGAAACCAUCGCAGGCUUAGCAAGCACCUCUUUUUCCUUGUUGAUGCAAAUAGUGAUGUGAUGGCACGCUCCAAAAACUGAACAUAUUAACUCUGUUUUCAAUUAACUUCCUAUCUUCGCCCUGCUUACGUACUCUGCCAACCGUGUAUGCUGAUAUUGUUGUUGUUGUCCUUCUAAGCUUCGUACACAUCCCAGCAACACGUCAGCUGUUUUUGAUUGGUCCAGAACCGUGUUGAUGUGUCACUCGGCCGGCUGUGACGACACGCUGGUCAUGGUCAACGUGAGCCGCUCGUUGGCGCAGGUGAGGCAGUGGUGCAGGUGGGGCAGUGGCGCAGGUGAGGCAGUGGUGCAGGUGAGGCAGUGGUGCAGGUGAGGCAGUGGCGCAGGUGAGGCAGUGGCGCAGGUGAGGCAGUGGUGCAGGUGAGGCAGUGGUGCAGGUGAGGCAGUGGUGCAGGUGAGGCAGUGGUGCAGGUGAGGCAGUGGUGCAGCUGAGGCAGUGGUGCAGAGUGCAGGUGAUGCAGUGGUGUAGGUGAGGCAGUGAUGCAGUUGAGGCAGUGGUGCAGGUGAGGCAGAGGCACAGGUGAGGCAGUGGUGCAGGUGAGGCAGUGGUGCAGGUGAGGCAGUGGUGUAGGUGAGGCAGUGAUGCAGGUGAGGCAGUGGCGCAGGUGAGGCAGUGGCGCAGGUGAGGCAGUGGCGCAGGUGAGGCAGUGGCGCACGUGAGGCAGUGGUGCAGGUGAGGCAGUGGCGCAGGUGAGGCAGUGGUGCAGGUAAAUCAAACACUAUUCGGUGGUCUCGAUCGAACUUUCGGGGACAACAGAUUCAAUGCCCCCCCCCCGCCCCCAGGGAGGCAUAUAUUACAAGGAAUCUCAUCAUCAAGGAUCAGCCACUCUAUAGGUGGGUCUUUAAUUAAUUUAACUUUCACAAAAUGAUCAAGGCCAGGCUGUCGAUGGAUUAUAUCCUGUUCCAAAGAUGGAAACACAAACAUUAGUCAGCUGCAUAGUUGGUUCUCACAAUGGGGUUUUUAAGGCCCUCUUAGCUGUUUAAGGGUAUCUCCAAGUCAGUAAGAGUAGCUGAAGUAUCUGACGCCCAGGAUGGUCUUUGAUUUUGCCGCCCCUAAGCAACAAAAAGGACAUUGCAUACAUAUUGCACAUAUAAAAUAAGUUAUGUGAAGUCUAUAAAGUAGACCGAAAAUGUCACCCGCCCCCCACCUUUGAAAAAAAAAAGUUCUGACCACUCCAUCGCCCUUGUGUAUAGUUAGUUCAUGAGUUAGUCCCCUUUGAUCAGCUGAAAAUAACAUAGGAUUAUUUUUUUAAAAAACACUAUGCAGUUAGAGGGAGAUAAUCUCAGCAUCAAAGCUUGGCCACUCCAUAUUUGGCUCAUGAAUACAUUUAAAUUUGACAGGCUGAUCGCUCAGAGAGAGAGAGAUAAUAAUAUGUUCUGUGUGUUCUGGCGUGUUCGCAAUAUUUAUUUACGUGAAGUUCACUUCCCAGGCUUCCGUCCACCUUGACCCCAUGAGCGUCAACUCGUUGAUUCUGCAUCCGGUUGUGUCUCGUGUAAAGACGUUGGCGUACAUGUCGCAGCUGUCCGAGGAGAAGCCGGAGUGCUGUAUACCAGGGACGGACUACAGGAAAAUAUAUGACCUCAUGACCUGUGUCAAGGUCAGAAUGCAGGUCAAGGACUUUGGGCACUGUGACAUUCUCAAUCAACCUUACUGGGAAGGUAAGUAAAUAUUUUACAAAUAAAUUCAAUGGCAUUUUGAAAUCACGCAGUCAAUUUUGUACCGGAAAUAUUAGUGCAUUUUCAUAUGUAAACUUUGACCUUUGACCUGCCGUCCUCCAAAGCCCAGUUCUUAAAAACAUUCCAACUGUUCUUGCAAUUUUCGCCAUUUUGUAUGGGCAACACGAGAUAACCUUAAUACCGUAUUCAUGUCUUGGUAUUAGGCGUGUGUGUGUAUGUGAUGGGAAGGGGAGGAGUUAUCUUCUAAUCUUAACAAAUUCUGAACUUGAGUUAAUACAGCAAGAGCUUUCACCAUAUCUCCACACAUACACACACACAUACACGCCAACAUACACCCCAACAUACACCAACACACACACACCCUUUCAAAUUCGUUAAUGCUUAAAAAAGGGGGCAAAACUUCUCUGGCGAGAUCUGUCAGCGACACAGCCCGGUGGGCUGAUGACAGAACCAGUUCAACUUUGUCAUCACCAAUUCUUAUCACUGUAACUCACAUCGACAUUAAAGAGGGGCUUAACUAAACCAAGAAGAAGAACAAUCAAAUGGGCUAACGCAGUUGUGAUGGAAUUAUUUGAAAACUUAUGUCCUAAAAACUAUACCAUUUAAACAUGUCAGGCCAUUAUCUUCAGUUAUAUAAGCGAUGCUACCAAACUAACAAACCCAAUUCCAUGGACGAUUCUACCAAUCUGGUAACUUCAAUUUCAUGAACAAUCAAAAUUUCAUUAUAAGUAUGCCAUUACCAGUUUUAAUAAAGUUAUUGCGCAACCUUGCUUUUCAAUGGUUUAAAAAAAAUAUUUUUUUUUACAUUUUUUUUUUUUUAAAAAAUACCAAACUUAGGAAAUCGAUCCUGUUUUUUUUUUUUUUUAUUUCCAAGUUAAUUGUAUUUAAUACUGGUGGCUCUUAGCAAAGGUAGUCAAAAAUCCAUACUUUUAUGAACAUUGAAUGAAUUUAUCAAAUUUUUUUUUUGUUAAAUGGUUUAAAAAAAAUAUUUUUUUUUACAUUUUUUUUUUUUUAAAAAAUACCAAACUUAGGAAAUCGAUCCUGUUUUUUUUUUUUUUAAUGUCCAAGUUAAUUGUAUUUAAUACUGGUGGCUCUUAGCAAAGGUAGUCAAACAUCCAUACUUUUAUGAACAGUGAAUGAAUUUAUCAAAUUCUUUCUUUGUUAUAUUUUCAUUUCUAUUGUUGGCUGAUGAAGGCUUUAUGCCGAAACGUCCUUGUUUUUUGUCCUGUUACCUUAUUUCAAGCUUCCACAUACCUCGUUUCACUAUUUCAUUCAUUUAUGAAUUUAUCAACAGCCUAAAAUUAUCAACAGUCUGUAACUUUAUCAACAGUCUGUACAAAUUCUUUUGCAGUGAUCAAGGUUGGGAAAUCUCAACCUUUGUAAUUUUUUUUAUUUUCCAACUUUGAUCAUGUAUAUACCAUAAACCAACGUUAUUACAUAACCGUUAAGCUAUCUGGGCCAAAAAGCGGCAAGCACGAUUAGAGCAUCCAGGACGCUCGCACUCAAAGAGUUCAAAUAAUAAAUGUAUACCGACCCUGAAACAAAUAAAUGUAUACCGACCCUGAAAGUAAUCAAUGUAUACCGACCCUGAAACUAAUAUAUGUAUACCGACCCUGAAACUAAUAUAUGUAUACCGACCCUGACACUAAUAUAUGUAUACCGACCCUGAAACAAAUAAAAUGUAUACCGACCCUUUAAUUGCAAUGCUGUGAAUUAAAUUACUGGUUUUUUUUUUUAAAUUUCAGCUUGUCACGUGGCUAAGGUUUGUCGCACCACCAACGACACCAGACUGCCGUCCUACAGGGACUUCACUACCGGUGUCAUCGAUGCCUUUCUGCAGUGGACACUGGACGGCAAUCAAGACAUGGAGAGAUACGUGGUCAACCAGACGUACAUGCCGUUACCUUUGGUGGACCUGGCAUACGAUAUCUCCUGUUGAAUUUGGACUUGGCUUACGAUAUCUCCCGUUAAGCUCCGGACCUGGCGUACAAUAUCUGAUGUUGAGCUUGAACCCAUCUACCGCUAAACUUAUUCGCAAAGACUAUAAAUAUGCCAUGACACGAAAUAGACAAACCUCUUCAAGUGGAAUGUGAGGUUGUGCAGAAGACAGCAGCUUUGAAUUUUCGAUGAAUGUCCAUGUAUGGAGCAUUAUAAAACGAAUCGUGUAUCCCGUGCAUUUACUACCAGAGACUUUGUUUCCAAAAUUGUAUUCCUCCGAUAAAUGUUACGUCAUUAAUUUGAAUCGCGGAUUAUUAUUAUAAUUAUUAAAAUGGUCAUACAUAGAGCAGUACACCAGCUAGGCUCACCGCGCUUCACAUAUAAUUUAGCAGCUACAUUAUACAUUUAAAAACAGCUUUGUCGAAAGGCUAGAGAUCUCACACACCCCAAGUACUUUCUACUCCUGUCUAAACAUGAACGGCUACCAGCAGCAGCAUCAAGCGUUGUUCAUCAGUCAGGGAGUAGGGUGAGAAUGAGUCGGUAUGGCAGAGUUUGAAGAAAGUUAUCUUGAGGACAAUUUUGAAGGUUUGGAUGGUCGGUAUAUUGCGGAUGUGUAAUGGGAGAGGCUUCCAAUGUUUAGGGGGCGCAGAAAGAAAAAGAUCUUUCACCGUGUGAUUUAGUGCGUGUCCUAGGAGCAGAAAGAAUACGCGUGUCUGCGGAGGAAAGAAGCUUUCGAAGGGGUGACUAGACUGAAAGAAGUUUCUAUUAAUGUCCUAUGUGAUAGAUGUUUUUGUGUGUGUAUGAUUGUGUGAGCGCGUGUGUAUGUCAUGAGUGUGUAUGUUACCUUCUGUUGUUAUCAUCUUUCACUAAACCAAAGAGAAAACCAGGUAUUAAUUUCAUAAAACAGAUACCCUAAUUUUUGCAUUAUGAUUUUAAAAAGUAAAUACAAUAAUUGCUGGCAUUGCCGCACUCUUAAACAAGGUUAGCUGAAUUCCAGGAGAUCACUUCCUAAAAUCGACUUUCUUUUCUAUGAAAUCCGAUAUCACUUUGUUUUAAUACACGUGUGGUCAUUUUUCAGUUAACAAUUUGGCUUAAGUACAUAUAUAAUCAUCAACGUUGACCUUCAAGAAUUAUAUAUUUAAUUACCUGCACUGCAUUUAUUUUUAUUUAUAAUUCAUCUGGUUCGGUUCAUGCUGGAGGACAGUUAAUUGUAUAAAAUACAAUUUUAUUGAGAUUAAAAUUAAUUACAAUGAAAAAUAUGAUAAUUUGGAAAGAAAUUACUACACGCUUCACUGGGUUCGUCUUGGCGUGUCAAGUGCUAGAACGAAACUGUGAGAGCAAAAUCGUAUUAUAAAAUUAUAAUAAUUUAAAUAAUAAUUUAAUAAUUAUAAAAUGAUUAAAAAUAUAACAAAUCCGGUUAUAGCAUCUCUGAAUAACACUCAAAUGCUUUUAGGUUAGGGAUGUCUGCCUUCUUGCAUUUCAGUAUGUUAUAAUUGUACAAGAAGAAAUAUUAUUUGAUUUUUAGUUCACUGCAAACUCAUUCAUUAAAUUAUCCACAAUCUAUAUAUAUAUAUAUAUAAUUCGCCAGCAAAGGUCAAACAAGACGGGUCAAACACCACACAGGCUAUUUUUAGAUACAACAGAGUGUGGUUCAACAAUGAGUUCACUAGCGCGCAAAAUAUAAUUCCCGAUAACUACGCUAAAUGAUCUAUAUCUAUUUUUAAUAACGCAAUUGCGUUUGGUGCGUAAUAUUUUCUUUUCGGAAAUGAAAUCGUCUCAAUUUUAGUAUUUUAAAAAAUAUUCGGUUUAAAAGAGGUUGGGACAUGAGAAUAUUAAUAUAGUUCAUGGGCGUGAAAUAAAAAGUCUGCAGUGACGUAUCAUGGGGGAAGGGUGUAGCAAAUAUUGGGAUUCUUAAAUGUGCGUAACUUGAGUUCACGUUUUGUCAACUAACUUUAGUAGAUUGGAAGUUCACGCCGCCAAGUUUGGCGGGCUCUAUCUAGUAAUUUAUAAUUAUGUUACAAAGAUUAUUUCCAACUUUAUUUAGAGAAGUGUAUAAUGGGAUUAUCUUGUUUUAUAAAAAAAAGAACUUACAAUAACUAUAAAUACAGUAAUUUAAAAAAAAAAUCAUAUACAAUAGAAACAACAAAU